AUGGGGUAUACGGGGAUGAAGGUGGAUACGGAAGUUACAGUGGAUACGAUGGUGAAGGUGGAUACGGGGGUGAAGGUGGUUACAGUGGAUAUCGGGGCUACGGUGGAUACAGUGGAUACGAUAGAUAUGGGGGUGACGGUGGUUACAGUGGAUACGGGGGCUACGGUGGAUACAGUGGAUACGAUAGAUCUGGGGGUGAAGGUGGAUAUGGAGGCUACGGUGGAUACGAAGAACAUGGUGGAUAUGAAUUGGGUACAAGAAACGGGAAAGGAGUAUGGUUACGUAAUUGUUACCCGUCGAUCAAAAAAUAUUGGCGGUACUACUGGGAUGGUAUGGCUUGUGUGCGACCAUAGUGGUGAGCACCGUAGUAAAGCAACAGUUAGGAAAGCUGGUAGCAAAAAAAUCGGUUGCCCAUUUUCAUUACUCGCCAUCUGGGACGUGACGAAUGACACGUGGGAGUUAAAAGUGGACUGUGCGAACCAUAACCACGAACCUAUGACGAGUCUGUUGGGCCACGCUUUUGUGCGAAGAUUUACUGAAGCCGAAUACAAGCUAGUGGAGCAGCUAACUGCUCAAAACAUGGAGCCACGUAUCAUAUUUCAAACCCUAAGAAAGCAGUUCCCUGACAGCCUGCACGUUCAGAAAGAUGUGCAAAAUGCGGUACAAAAAAUUAGAGCGACAAUAAUGGACGGAAAGAAUCCUAUUCAGGCACUGGAAAGCCUGCUGCAUGACCACCGAUUCAUUUACGACACCCGACAGGAACCCAAAACAGAUGUCGUAACAGAGAUUUUCUUUGUUCAUCCUUAUUCAAUCACUAUGUGGCGUGCAUUCCCGCACGUGAUGUUGAUCGACGCGACCUACAAAACAAACCUCUACAAUAUGCCAUUUGUCCAGGUUGUGGGUAUGACGUCGACUGGGAAGUCUUUUUGUAUCGCACAUGCCGUUAUUUGUAAAGAACGAAGGGGUAACUACGUGUGGGUGCUUGAGCGGAUCAAGUCAAUAUUGCAUGAAUGUAUGAUGCCGCGUGUGAUAGUCACGGAUAGGGAGCUUGCCCUAAUUAACGCGUGUUCUAAAGUAUUCCCGAACGCAACCAGGCUUCUAUGCCACUUUCACAUCCAACAAAAUAUAGCUAGACAGUGCAAGAAAGGGUUCGAUAAAGAAGAUUGGGGGAAAUUUAUGACGUACUGGCGGAGAUUGUGCGAAUCUUCAUCAGAGCCCAUGUACAAGUACAACUUGGAGAAAAUGUAUAACCGACUCAUGGUUGCCAACCGAGAAAGUGUCUAUGAUUACGUCUACGAAAACUGGCUCAAAGACUAUAAAGAAAUGUUCAUUUAUGCGUGGACCGAUAAGUGUCGCAACUUUGGUCAGCGCACCACCAACAGAGUUAAGAGCCAGCACGCAAAUUUAAAAAGAUACAUUACGCGCGGGAGUUCAUUGGAGCGAAUAGCAAGAUGCGUCAUUGAUAUAGUUGAAACUCAGUACGAUGAAAUACAAAAAAGUUUCACCGAGAGCAUCGAAAAAACGAUGAACCACCACAGACACCGAAUGUUGGACAACCUACGUGGAAAGGUUUCCCAUGAAGCACUUGAUUUGCUGGCAAAAGAGCUACUGAGGAAGAUGGAGGUGUUGCGGAAACUUAACGCAUCACGUGGUUGCCAUAUGUGGCUUAGCAAUGGAUUGCAGUGUGCUUGUAGGCUGGAAAACUAUAAACGUACAGGGCGUAUGAUACAACUCGACGACAUAGAUGUAUUCUGGCGUAAGCUUGACUUGCUCCCAUGUAAACUGGUAGACGAGGAAGUCGAUAUUGUAGCAGAGCUUAAUAAUGUGCGACAACAUUUAGAGGCGCAGUCCCCCGUUCAGCAAAAGAGUAUGCUUUCAAAGAUAAAAGCGGUCUUCACCCCGAAAUCGUCAACCAAGAAACCACCGAUCGUCCAGCAAAAUACUCGCGGUCGGCCUACAUCAAAGAAAGUACAAGAAAGGCUAGAUGAAGCUGCGAGGUUAGACGAAGAUGCGAGAUACAACUCCUAUGGCGAGGACAGCAACGUAUAUACCGCUUCCCCCAAACAUAGGUACGAUUUACCCCGACACAGCUCAUACGUAUCGUCAGAGGGCUCUCGUGGAACUGGUUCGUUUGUGAAGUCUGAAAAACCUAAAAUGCAACGAAACAGUUCAACAAGUUCUAAAAAGAAGGAGACGCGGGAUGAUAAGGUUUUUCCAUUAAUAAAGGGGGACGAGCACUUGUUAUGCAUUAAGAGGUUUAAGAAUCAAAUUCCAUCAGAGUUUCACUCUUACAUAUCGCGUAUACAAGAUGUGACCCCAGACGGUCAUUGUGGGUACAGCAUCGAAUGGCAUUCAGUGAAAGGGUGCGAUGAAAGACACUGGAUGGAAAUGCCCCAGCUAGGGCUUCUCGUAGCGCAAAGGUAUAAUAUUGUCAUCCAUGUGCUAAGCAUUGAAUGGAGCUCUACCAUCUUCCCAUUAACGGAUGCCCCACUAGAUCCACGACCUCAAGCGAUAACGCUUGUACAUGUUCACGGGGGACACUUCAUACAUGCUAAGUUGGAAGGAGACUACCCCAUGCCUUUAGUGAACCCGUUGUGGUCGGCACAUCGAUCAAUAGCUGCGAAACGGUGGGAAGAAAUGUAUAGACCGCGGUUAGAGCACUACUACGAGUUAAUGCAUCCUAAAUCAGACCGAGACAAAGACAGAGAACCGAGUUUAAAUGUUAUCGAAGAUUAA
This is a messenger RNA of Helianthus annuus (common sunflower), 2736 nucleotides long. Its product is annotated as PKS-NRPS hybrid synthetase CHGG_01239-like. The transcript is spliced from 5 exons. The record is from RefSeq and is a predicted model, not a curated record. The coding region runs from base 1 to 2736 and encodes 911 amino acids. Lineage: Eukaryota; Viridiplantae; Streptophyta; Magnoliopsida; Asterales; Asteraceae.